AUGGCGACGACUUCUCGUUUUUUCGUUAAGGGUGGAGGUGAAAGUGAUGAAGAUGAGGGUGAUUUUGAACAAGAGGUUCAGGCCGGUAACAACCUUCGUUACCUUGCAGACUGUGAUGACUCUGAGUUUUAUGACACGGAUACUAAACGUGUGAUAAAGCCAACAGACGAUAAACGUUUUGAGGAGAUGACCAACACCGUAGGGAUGAUGGAGCAUUAUAUGAACAUCAAUCAUUGGGUUUGCGUGCCAGAAACGUUUGAGAGACUCAACAAACAGGUUGAGAAGGUCAUGAAGGUUACGAACGCUGUGAAGGCUCCGAGAUUGUAUAUCAAAGCCCUUGUGAUGAUGGAAGAUUUCUUUAAUAAACAAGGACUUGAGGAGGAUGAUUACAAGAAUACAAAGAAGAAGAUGAGUGUUAGUAACUCCAAGGCUUUGAACGCAAUGAGACAUAAGUUGAAGAAGAACAAUGUGCAGUACCAAGAAGAUAUCAGAAGGUUUAGGAUGUUUCAAGAAACGGAAGACGGUUAUGAGUAUGAAGAUGAGGUGGAGGAACAACGUGAUGAUAAUUACCAAGAAGAUAUCAGAAGGUUUAGGAUGUUUCAAGAAACGGAAGACGGUUAUGAGUAUGAAGAUGAGGUGGAGGAACAACGUGAUGAUAAUGUUUCUUGGGAGACGUUGUUUGGUUUAGAACAUGAGGCGAUAACUUGGAACAUGGUCAACAAGAAGUUCAAAGAAACUGUGGCGGCUCGUUGGAGCAAAAGAAGAAGAGCUAGACUUGAACUCAAAACUGGUAAGACCCAUACACAGAGGCUUGUGUACUUGACAAAGAUCGCCAAGACUCCUGCGCAGAAACUUGAAAUCUUGUUUAGCGUUAUGUCAGCAGCGUUUGAUGUGAGUCCAGGUGGUCUCAACGGAUACAUGCCUAUCAAUGUCUGGAAGGAAUGUGUGGUUAACAUGUUUGCCAUACUUGACAUUCUUGUCAAGUACAAUAACAUUGUUGUGGAUGACACGGUUGAACCUAAUGAGAAUGAAACUUCAAAGCCAGUAGACUAUGGUGGAACUAUUCGAGUCAGGGCAAAUUUGGUUGCAUUCUUAGAGAGGAUUGAGACCGAGUUUUUCAAGAGUUUUCAGUGCAUUGAUCCUCACACUAACGAGUAUGUUGAGAGACUGAAGGAUGAGCCUAUGUUCUUGGUCCUUGCUCAGAACAUCCAAGACUACUUGGACCGAAUAGGUGAUUACAAAGCUGCUUCAAAGGUAGCCUUAAGACUAGUUGAGUCAGUAUACUACAAGUCGCAAGAAGUCUUUGACGCUAUGAGGGAAUUGGCUGAUGAAGAAAUUGACGAAGCCGAAGAGGAAAGUGCAACUCAUCCUCCAUACAUUAUUGUUCCUGAGAUUGUUCCCCGUAAGCCUACCUUUUCAGAGAGCAGCAGAGCAAUGAUGGAUACUCUUGUGUCCUUUAUCUACAGUAAUGGAGAAGAAAGGACCAAAGCCAGGGCAAUGCUAUGUGAUAUCUAUCAACAUGCUUUGAAUGACAAUUUUGUGACUGCUAGAGACUUGUUGCUGAUGAGUCAUCUCCAAGACAACAUUCAUUACAUGGACAUCUCAACACAGAUUCUCUUUAACAGGACAAUGGCACAACUUGGUCUUUGCGCCUUCCGUGUUGGAAUGAUAACUGAGUCACAUAGCUGUCUCUCUGAGCUUUACUCUGGUCAUAGAGUGAGGGAGUUUCUUGGCCAAGGUGUCUCACAAAGUCGAGAACAAAACAAGACACCAGAGCAGGUGCUUAUAGAGAGGAGAAGACAAAUGCCGUACCACAUGCACAUAAACCUCGAGCUAUUGGAGGCUGUUCAUCUCACCUGCGCCAUGCUAAUUGAAGUCCCAAACAUGGCAGAAAACACGCAUGAUGCUAACCACAGAUUGUUUAGCAAGAACAUUCAUUUCCUGCUUAAGAAAAGUGAGAAGCAAGCGUUCACUCCACCGCCUGUAACUAUACGUGACCAUGUCAUUGCAGCCACAAGAGCCCUGACCAAAGGGGGAUUCCAAGAGGCGUUUGAAGUUUUGAACUCUCUUGAUGUCUGGAGAGUGUUCAAGAACCGUGACAGCAUCCUCGAUAUGGUGAAAGCUAGGAUCAUUGAAGUGGCUCUAAGGAGUUACCUGUUCACAUACUCGAGCUCCUCCUACAAGUCUUUAAGUCUUGAUGAGCUGGCCGAAAUAUUUGACAUCUCUGAGUCACAGGUCCAUAAGAUUGUGAACAAGAUGAUGAUCCACGAGGAGCUUCAUGCAAGAUGGGACCAGCCAACUCAAUGCAUCGUCUUCAAUGGAGUGCAACACAACAGAUUACAGUCCUUGGCUUUUCAGUUAACCGAUAAAGUCUUGAUUCUAGCAGAAAGCAACGAAAGUGAAUUAGCGUCUAGAACUAGUGGUGAUAUGAGCUCAAGGAAAAGGGACAAGAUUCAGGACUAUGCAGCAGCAAAAUCAGAAAACAUAGGUAUGCAAAUGGAUGGCUCAAGCCGUAUGGUGAGUCUUAACCAAGGUCUUCUUGCGUAAAGACGAUGAGGAGAGAGAUCUGCAGGCAGUUUUGACCUUAGGCUCUACUAAGACCUUUAACUUUUUAGGAAUUUUGCUUUCUUGGAAAGUUUAACUAGUUUAAUUUUUGCGUCACUCCUAUUGAAUAGAAGAAAGAUUUGGUUUGUUUCAUCACAUUGGUUUCUCAUG
This is a messenger RNA of Camelina sativa (false flax), 2715 nucleotides long. The record is from RefSeq and is a predicted model, not a curated record. Lineage: Eukaryota; Viridiplantae; Streptophyta; Magnoliopsida; Brassicales; Brassicaceae.